AGAGCCCGCAGGGCCCGGCCCAGCGCGGUCAUUGGCCCCGGCGCGCCGGAAGCAGCGCGGGUGGGAGGUGGCUGCGCCGCCGGUUCCGUUCCCGGUCUGGGUCUGGGUCCCGCCCGCCGUGGUCUGUCCCAGGAGUGUCAUGUAACAACUUAAAGUUUUCAUGUGAAAACAGAAAAUGGCUUCAAGAGGAACAACAGAGACCAGUAAACUGAAACAAAACUUGGAAGAGCAGUUGGAUAGAUUAAUGCAGCAGCUUCAGGAUCUGGAGGAAUGCAGAGAGGAGCUAGAUGCAGAUGAGUAUGAAGAGACCAAAAAAGAAACUCUAGAACAGCUGAGUGAGAUCAAUGACUCCCUGAAGAAGAUCAUGUCUGGAGAUAUGACUCUGGUGGAUGAGCUCAGUGGGAUGCAACUGGCAAUACAAGCAGCCAUCAGCCAAGCCUUUAAAACUCCAGAAGUAAUUAGAAUGUUUGCAAAGAAACAGCCAAGGCAAUUGAGGACAAGGUUGGCAGAGAUGGACAGAGAUUUAAUGGUUGGAAAGUUGGGACGAGAGCUACACACACAGCAGAAAGUUGAAAUCCUGACUGCCCUCAGAAAGCUUGGUGAGAAGCUCACUCCAGAUGAGGAGAUGUUCCUGUCAGCAAAUGCUGGUGCAGCCCUGAACCAGUUUGAGAAAGUCUCCACUGACCUUGGAACAGGAGACAAAGUCUUUGCACUAGCAAGUUUUGAAGUAGAGAAGGCAAAGCAAUGAAGAGGUGUGUGAGGCUUGUGUCUCUCCAGUUAUCAGCAACAUGGGACUUCUGUUAUAUUGCUUUUUUUUUUUUCUAUUUUUAAUGUUGGAAAAAAACCCCAAGCCUAAAACAAAACAAACCCUAAACUUCUUGGGUUCUUAACCAGAAGACAUGAAGUAAACAUCCUUAAGUGCACUUUGGAACCUUGGUGUCUAUGCCCUUUAGUAAUAUAAACUCUGAGGCUGAACACUAAGUGGUACUCUAAAAACAAAAGCAUGGUAUGACUGUCUUUGGAAAGAAUCAGCUAUUUUGAAGUUUUCUCAAUGUGUAUUUCUCUAACCAUUAAAACAACCUUUUUGCAUGUGGUUGUAGCAAGCAGAUCUUUUUCAGGAACAGUCCUAGUGAGUGAGUGGUUCUUUGGGUGAUUCUUCACGUUGCUCUCAAGUCGUCUUCAUUUCUGUCUGGACUCUCUUCUAAGUAGUUUGUAGAAGCUUUGGAAAAUUGACACAGUUUGUUUGAAAUGCCAUCUUUCUACAAACUGUUUGCAGAAGAACCAAAAUGAGGCUGUGUCCUGCUCAUUGGCUCUUAGCUGCUUGUUUGCUGUACACAUGAAUGAAUUCUAUUGUGUCCCAGCCCUGACUGACAAACAAUGGGAGCUCUGUAGGGAAGCUUCUGGAGUAAUUUAACCUUGUGUGUUGAAAUGACAGGGAAUUGCUAGGAAGUGGCAAUGGGAAGCACUCUCUGUGACCACUUACUUUAGCUCUGGGUGUGUAACAACAUGCUGCCUUUAUUUCCCAGUAUUUCUGAGAUAGCAGGAAAUAGCUGGCAGGGUAAAAUAAGUUUUAAAAUGGGGAAGAAAAGCUCCCAUGAACUGAUGGGUGCAAGUGGUGCUCAGUCUGGUGGUGCUGUGGAGAGGGGAGUCUGAGCCUCCAGAGGGAAAAAAUCCUGAAUAAUCUAAGGUUGUAGGAGGAUUUAAAAUCUCAUAAAGCUGAAUUUUUAGCUCUGAGUGUGGAGGAAACUGCUUGAGACUCUAGAUGUGUGUUUAACUUCUUGAUAAAUUAGUAUUUGUAAAAUCAAUAUAGGGGAUCUUGUUCCUAAAGUAGUGGCUGCCUCAUGCUUUAAUUCAGUCCUUGUUAGCAUUUUGUUGAACUGAUUGGAAGCUUGUGUUUCACUGAGAAUUUUGUCAGCUUGAGAAAUGUGCAUUUCAGGUCUGCUCUGCCCUUGGUAUUUAUUCAGGAGAGGAUGAAAUUAUAUUGGCAACUAAAAAAAAAAAAAAAGCAUUUCUUCAUUGAAAAGCAUACCUGUUCCAUUUCUUAUUUUACCACUUUCUAGAGAAAAGCAUACAGCUUCUAGCUGUAAAAAAAA
This is a messenger RNA of Calypte anna (Anna's hummingbird), 2093 nucleotides long. RefSeq names its product leucine zipper and CTNNBIP1 domain containing (gene LZIC). Gene Ontology annotation, cellular component: cytosol; beta-catenin destruction complex; nucleus. NCBI's taxonomy places the organism in Eukaryota, Metazoa, Chordata, Aves, Apodiformes, Trochilidae. The record is from RefSeq and is a predicted model, not a curated record. Gene Ontology annotation, molecular function: beta-catenin binding. Gene Ontology annotation, biological process: negative regulation of Wnt signaling pathway. The coding region runs from base 176 to 748 and encodes 190 amino acids. The transcript is spliced from 7 exons.